GCGGCUUUAAACCAACAAAUAGGGUUUAAGCUCUUCUCCCACAAUGGCGACGACCUUGAAUCGAAUCCUAAAGCAAAAAUGUAGAUCGCUCUCCGCUCUCUCGCAUCGGAGCCAUCCUCAAGGCCUCCUCAAUCUCACUCGCUACGAGAAUCACGACCCUCUCCCUUCGCAGUUACCAGCUCUUAGAUCAACCACGCGCUCCUUCCUCGACUUCUAUAAGUUUGGGAAUAAGAAAGCGAUUGAAGACGAGCGUGCUAGACUUAAUGAUGAGAUGAAUAGGGGGUACUUUGCUGAUAUGAAGGAGUUCAAGGAACAUGGUGGUAAGAUUGCAGCUGCUAGUAAGGCUUUAAUUCCUGCUGCGUCGGCCAUGAAGUUUCCGGUGUUAGGGGUGACUUUCUCUGAUGGGAAAAGCAUGAAGCUGCCUAUUACUUCCAACAGCAAUGUGGUUGAGACAGAGAGUUUGGCUGUUCCUAAGGUGACAUUGGUGUGUUUGUCUUUCCGAGCUAGCUCUCAGGAAAUGAUCAGCUCGUGGAGCAAACCAUUUAUUGAAUCAUUUGGCGACAGGAAAGAUCUUCAGUUGUUUGAGGUUUCAUUUAUAGACAAAUGGCUGCUAGGGGUAGCUCCCAUAAGGAAACUACUUCUCCGAGUCUUGAAAAAACCAAACAACAGUGAGAACAGUGUCCUCCAGAGGCAGAUUGUUUACUCAUUUGGGGACCAUUAUCACUUCCGAAAACAAAUGAAAGUUCUGAACCUUCUCACCGGGUAUAUUGUCCUACUAGACAAAUCGGGGAGAAUAAGAUGGCAAGGCUUUGGAACAGCAACACCAGAGGAAGUAUCUCAACUUCUCUCUUGCACCUCACUCCUCUUGAAAGAUCAAUGAGAGAUCAUUGCCUAAACCAGAGGCUGUCUCAAAAAGACCAUUGCUCCUCCUUGACUCUUAUGAAGGAUGUGCAACAAUUAAACUUCAGGGCUCACAGAAGACAAUAAACUCUCUUAUCUUUCGGUUUGUUUUAUACUUUGAUUGGAUUGGUGUUAAUUGUUAUCACCAUAUUCAGAGGCAAUAGAGAAAACCUGUUUUCCAGUCUAUUUUGAUGUUUGAAGACUAAAAGAGAGCAAUGCUCAGUCUUCAGUUAUUUCUCUGUCAGAUAUUCUGUUGUAUUCAUAUGAGAGCUUAAUGGUCUAAAUCUUUAUCUUAUACAAUUGGGAGGUUAAGUGAAAUAAAGUUUAAU
Molecule: messenger RNA, 1229 nt
Organism: Eruca vesicaria subsp. sativa (arugula)
Lineage: Eukaryota; Viridiplantae; Streptophyta; Magnoliopsida; Brassicales; Brassicaceae
Source: the annotation of a GenBank genome assembly